Messenger RNA from Dinoponera quadriceps, 5433 nucleotides. RefSeq names its product protocadherin-15 (gene Cad99C). Gene Ontology annotation, biological process: multicellular organism development; cell morphogenesis; cell-cell junction assembly. NCBI's taxonomy places the organism in Eukaryota, Metazoa, Arthropoda, Insecta, Hymenoptera, Formicidae. The transcript is spliced from 22 exons. The record is from RefSeq and is a predicted model, not a curated record. Gene Ontology annotation, cellular component: catenin complex; adherens junction; plasma membrane. Gene Ontology annotation, molecular function: calcium ion binding; cadherin binding. Bases 65 to 4921 code for a protein of 1618 amino acids.
CUGAGUACGUUUGAAUCUCGUUGCAUCCGCAACUUUCCUACCACUCGUCCUCGCUCUUUUACGCAUGUGCGGGACUAUCGCGCUGGCGAACGGGCAGCCGCGGCCAUUGGAGCAGUUAAUGCUGCUACUUGCACCUCGUUUACAGCUGCCGUAUGACUUGGUGCAAAACACAUACGCAAGAACAACGAUUUACUGCUUCUGGUGCUUGCUGUGCUUAAUUUUACAUCUACGGGGCGCCUACUCGAAAGUCGGCUUGUGCGAGGUGGAAUCGGGACACUCGAACAUCAUCCUCGAUAUCGAGGAGAGCAGGGGAAAUGCGAUCGAUCAGAAGACCGUGCCGGAAGAGCUUCCGGUGUCCGGCGAUCCAUAUAACGAGACGAUGCUGGAGCUGAUCUUCAUGGGAAAACCGUCCAUCUUUAAACUGAACGGCAAGAAACUGCAGCUUCUGCAGCCGCUGGACAGGGACGAUAAAAACCUCUCGCAUAUAAUUUUUCAGCUCAGCUGCACGGUCAAGUCCACCAACAAGAAGCGCACGAUUCCGGUGAUCGUGAGGGUGUCCGACAUCAACGACAAUGCGCCGAAAUUCAUCAACACGCCGUACGAGACCACCGUGCCGGAGCUCACCCCGGUCGGCUCGACGAUCUUCAAGAACGUGGAAGCGGUCGACGCCGACGCCGGCGUCAACGGCAUCGUCGAGUACUCGAUCGCGCCCGGCGACAGCAGCAAGAUCGGUGUCAACGAGGGCGUCGGACGCGACAGGAUCACCACCGCCGACGGCUACGGUUACUUCAGCAUCAAUCUGCCGCACCAGGGCCAGGUUACGGUCAACCGCACGUUGGACUACGAGAGGACUCAGCGUUAUCUCGUCACCAUCUUGGCUUCGGAUCGGGCGAGGAACGUCAGCGAAAGAUUCACAUCCACGACCACGUUGACGGUCAACAUCCGGGACGAUGACGACCAGGAUCCGUCCUUUAUUUAUCAAGGCUGUAUGCUUUUGGAUGGCGCCUGCAUUAAUCCGGAAUAUUCGGCGUCGGUAUCGAGCGGAGUUCUAUCCGGCAUUCUCAAUAUCUCGCCCGAGAAAAUACAGGCGGUCGACAUGGACAGCAUAAACGCGCCGAUCCAUUAUUCCUUCCUCAGCGGAAAUCCGCCGAAUUACCGUGAUUUCUUCGAGAUCAACCCCAAUACCGGAGCGGUGAGGCAGAUCAAAGCUGUCGAUACGACGGUGACGAAGAAGUUCGACACGAUCAUCAAGGCGGUCGAGGUGUCGGAGGCGAAACGAUCGGCCACUGCCAAAUUAACGAUCACCGUCAAGCCGGUCGACAGCAAUCCACCCGUUAUAACGGCAUCAAGUAUCGAGGGUUACGUCGACGAGAACGCUCCGAUCGGCACAAAGGUCAUCGAUAAAAACAGGAAUCCCAUUGUGCUCAACGUGUCGGAUGCUGAUUUGGGACCGGACGACCCGAAGCCGGCGUACACUUUCGAGGUGACCACAAACUUCUUCGCGAUCGAUCCCGCCGGCGUGCUCGUCGUGAACGAGGAGGAUCUGGACCGAGACCCUCCGAGUCCCGGCCGUUUCCGCUUCCAGGUGGUCGCCCGCGAGAAAACGGGUGUGGCCGCGUCGUCGCCUUUGUCGUUCGUCGUGACAUUGAACGACGUUAACGAUAAUGCGCCCCAACUACCUAUGAUGCCACCCAUCACCGUUCAAGCGGGAGAAACGAAGAGACAAGUAACAAAGGUGGAAGCGACGGACAACGACGAGGGGGAGAAUGCGGAGAUAACGUACAGUAUCUAUCACGUGUCGAACAACGGCCUGCAGAAGUUCAAGAUCGAUCCGAAGACCGGGCUGAUCGAGACCAUGGGGAAACUGAACGCCGGCGAGCAGUACAGCAUCACCGUGCAGGCCACCGACAAGGGCGGCAAGUACUCGCAGACGAUCGUCGAAGUGAACGUCAUUCCCGGGCCGAACACCAGAAGCCCCGUGUUCCAGCAGCCGGUGUACGAGGUGCAAGUCAGCGAGGGGGCCUCUAUCAAUUCCACGGUCGCUACUAUCACCGCCAUCGACCCAGAAAACGAUCCGGUAUCGUAUUCGAUAGUGUCGGGAAAUGACUUGCGCCAGUUCGCGAUCGGCGACAAAUCAGGCGUUAUUACCGUUAUAAGGAAGCUAGAUAGGGAGGACCUGACCCGAUAUCAGUUGUUGAUAAAGGCCGAGGACAGCGGUGGUCUAUACAGCACUGCGACGGUGAAUAUCAUGGUCACCGACAUCAACGACAAGAAUCCCGAGUUCGUGGGUCUCCCUUACGAAUUUUCGGUCAAGGAGGGCGAAGCGCGUAAAAUAAUCGGUCGCGUACACGCCGAAGACGCCGACGAGGGCGUCAACGCCGAGAUCACUUACUUCGCACCCGAUGACAUUCCCUUCACCGUCGAUCCCGAAACCGGCGAUGUUCUGACGAAGAUAGUACUGGACUACGAACAGAAAGACGAAUACAAAUUCGUGGUGACUGCGAGGGAUGGAGCCCCCGAUUACCGUUUGGCGACGGCGACGGUUACAGUGAAAGUCAUAGACGUCGAGGACGAGGUUCCGGUCUUUCACCAGAGCAGUUACGAGGCGCGUGUCAAGGAAAACGUGCCCGAUUACAAUGUGAUUCAAGUCACGGCCGAUGAUCCGGACACAAAGAAGCAAAUUACAUACAUGAUCAAGCAAGGGGAUACCGAACUCUUCAGCAUAGACCCGAAGACCGGACUCAUAAAAACUGUCCGCGGUCUCGAUUACGAGAAGGAUAACCAACACGUCCUCAUAAUAGGCACCGUUGAGAACACCAGCGAUUUACCUGGCUCCACCACUCGCGUUGUUGUUAAUGUUCAGGACGUUAACGACAUUCCACCGGUAUUCACGUCGGUGCCACGUCCCAUUACUCUGGACGACGAUGCCCCUAUAGGCACGAACGUGACUAAUCUCGUCGCGGAGGAUUCCGACGGCACCGCACCGGGAAAUCAGGUUCGAUACGAGAUCAUCGGCCGCGGUAUCGCCAGCAAAUACUUCGCGAUCGAUGCCGACACAGGCGUCCUCCGGAUACGGGACGACUUGCGCAAGGAGACCGACUCCGAAUAUCAGAUCGAUGUACGUGCUUACGACAUGGGAGAGCCGCCGUUGUCCUCCGUGACGAGCGUGCCGGUGUUCGUUCGUCACGUGGCGACGGUGCCGCCUGAGAUCGGUUUGGGCUUCGCAGAGAACUCGUACAACGUCGAUGUGCCUGAGGACGCAGGCGACAACACGCUAAUAAAGAUAAUCACCAUCAUCAACAGUCACACGCACGACACCACGCCGCUCAGGUGCGAGAUUUACAGCGGCAAUGAGGCCGGUCUAUUCGAGGCGAACAUUACGGAGGAACGGAAUUGCGCGCUGAGGCUGAAGAAGGGCGCCUUGGAUUAUGAGACGACGGAAUCCUACCAGAUCAAGAUUAAGCUGGAGUCGCUAUCGGGCCUCUUAAACUCGGGCAGAAACACGACAAUGGUGAAGAUCCAGGUGCUCGACGUGAACGACAACAAGCCGGAAUUUAUCUUCCGGGAGACUAGCCAGGGACUUACAAGGGGACGUUAUUUCGCGGCAAUUCCGCGCACCGCGCAAUUUGCGUCCACCGUUGUGCAGGUGAAGGCCCACGACAAGGACAACGGGAAAUACGGCAAGCUAGAGUACAGGAUCUUGGAAGGACGCGGCUCCAAUUACUUCGGCAUCGAUAGCUCUACCGGCAUUAUCAGAACCACGGCAACGUUCGAUAAUGUGGAUUCGUCCGAGCUGCCGUUUAAGUUCGACGUCCGCGUGCGCGACAAUCCCAACUCGACCGAUAAUUACAACUCGAUCGUCGCCCCGGUGAUCGUCAAUCUCAUCGGCGAGGAGAACCUGAUGAUCUUGGUGGUGCAGGACGCGGCGCCGGACGCGCUGCAGAAGGAGGCUGGCAAAAUAGUGAAUUUAAUAGAGGAGAAGAGCGGCCUAUUGAUCGGCAUCGACAGGGUCGUGGUGAGGAAGAUCCUCACGAAGAACGGCACCAUCGAGGUAAUCCCGCAGGACUCCGACGUGUGGUUCUAUGCGGUCGACCCGGACACCGAGGCCAUACUCAACAGAAACAGCUCCAAAGUGCAAAGAUCGAUCAUGGACAAACAGGCUAUGUCGAACAUCACCUUUGAUGUGUCCACGCUGAUACGGGCAAACGCUAUUAACAUUCACGCACCCGUAAUACCACCUGAGCCGAUGCGAACGCAAACGGCAGUCGCAUUCAGCGGUGAGGUGUUCCCGUAUGCGCUGAUUAUAAUCGCUUGCGUGAUCCUGAUUCUCGGUAUCGCCGGUAUAAUCUACAUAUGCGUCUCUUGGUCCAAGUACAAGGCGUACAAGGAGCGAAUGCAACGCAUGUACGUGGUGCCGCGAUACGACCCUGUUUACGUGGAACCGAAUCUGAAGGAGUACGAGACCCAGGUACUGCAGAUGAGCGUGCCGGUCGACGAUAACGACAGUUACAACGACUUACAGCUGGACUUCAGCAACAAGAAUCACGCGUUCAGCCUCGACAACGUCAGUUACAUCACCAAAGAUCACGGAGACAGCACCGGUCAACAAAGUCCCGUUAGCUCCGAGGCGGCGACCACGGCGCGCGCGUCCAGCAUCGUCGGCAACCACGGCGACACCAACAUCCACUCCCUGCGAAGAUCCACAUUGGGCCGAAAGAAUCACAGUGCGAGCAACACGAACACCCUGAACAAUCGCGACGCGACACCGGUCCUUAAUCCCCUGUACAAUCACGGCGCAGACCUGCUGAGUCCUAGUCCGUCCAACGACAACGUCACCUUCAGAGAGCGGAAGGAUUACUCUCAUCUCGGCUUCACGUAUCUGGGCGAGCAGAGCCCCGUCGAGACGACGACGGAGUUGUAAGUUUCGACGAUGCGCGAACCGUAUCGAUCACCUCUCGAAAGACUGUCGCGGAAUCGCACGCGUACUCUCCUCGGGCUUCUCCGGCGGGGAGCGAGCCGCGAUUUCCCGAGAUGAUUCCCGAAGUGUAUCUUCACUCGCGAUAUCGCGCACGCGACGAACAACAGCUGUGAUGAGCGCGAUACCCCGGGCGGAGUUUCGUUGAUCCUAAAGAUCUCGAGCGUUCGAUCCGACUCAUUCCGCGCACGGGAUUCCCGCCGCUGACCGCGCGUUGCUUCCGGCGGAAGCUGGCGCGGUACUUCCUUCAGCUUCGUGAGAACAACGUCGCUGGAACAACAACACGUGCGGCGUGACGACACGGAAUGUGAUCGAUAGCCGCGCGACCGGUUCUUCCUUCAAUACGUCGACAAACCCCCAAAGCGCCAUACGAAGAGAGCAAUGCGUGAAAGCUUCUAGAGAUAGUCGAAGAACCUCCUAUAUACCCGUACAUAUUCCCCCCUCCCCCCCCCCCCCCC